Messenger RNA from Sparassis crispa, 444 nucleotides. Its product is annotated as Cytosine deaminase. NCBI's taxonomy places the organism in Eukaryota, Fungi, Basidiomycota, Agaricomycetes, Polyporales, Sparassidaceae. The coding region runs from base 1 to 444 and encodes 147 amino acids. The record is from RefSeq and is a predicted model, not a curated record. Gene Ontology annotation, molecular function: diaminohydroxyphosphoribosylaminopyrimidine deaminase activity; zinc ion binding. Gene Ontology annotation, cellular component: cytoplasm; nucleus. The transcript has 5 exons.
AUGAAAAGCAGCGACGUUCUCGGCCUGAAGACUGCCCUUGCGAACGCUCGCAAGAGCUACGACGAAGGCGGCGUGCCUAUCGGUGCAGCGCUGGGACAUAACCAGCGCAUACAGAAAAGCUCUGCCAUUUUGCAUGGCGAAACUGCUGCGCUGAAGAACGCAGGAAGGCUCAAAGCCGAGGUGUAUCGGCAAUCCACGAUGUACACUACCCUGAGCCCAUGUAGCAUGUGCUCGGGAGCGAUCCUGCUCUACAAGAUCCCUCGUCUCGUGAUUGGCGAGAACGCGAACUUCGUAGGUGACGAAGAUCUCCUGCGAAGCCGAGGUGUGGAAGUGGUCGUGGUCGAAGACGAGGAAUGCAAGGAAUUGAUGAGCAAGUUCAUCAAUGAGAAACCUGAGGAAUGGUUUGAAGACAUUGGUGAGAUACCGGAGGAGCACAAACUUUGA